Raphanus sativus (radish) is the source of this 1393-nucleotide messenger RNA. Its product is annotated as probable protein phosphatase 2C 39. Lineage: Eukaryota; Viridiplantae; Streptophyta; Magnoliopsida; Brassicales; Brassicaceae. The coding region runs from base 191 to 1051 and encodes 286 amino acids. Gene Ontology annotation, cellular component: cytosol; nucleus. The transcript is spliced from 6 exons. Gene Ontology annotation, biological process: protein dephosphorylation. Gene Ontology annotation, molecular function: protein serine/threonine phosphatase activity. The record is from RefSeq and is a predicted model, not a curated record.
CGGUGGGGGCGAAGACGUCAGUCAAUAGUAGCCACAAAAAGCGGCGACGGAAGCUGACUUGCAACUAAUGAAUGACGUUCGUGUCAUCUUCCCCGCCAUUCUCUCUCUCUCACUCCAAUUAUGCAUUUACGCCCGUUCUGAUUACGUCAACAUAUUACAUUAAUUAUAAUCGUGAUCUCAUCUUCAAGCCAUGACCGGUAAGGAAGUUUUCCACAAGAUGAAGGAAUCCGUCAUGGAGAAAGUUGGGCUUGGUGGGUCUGCAGAUUCAGGGAAAGGCAAGAGCAAGAUGUCAAAGCAGAUCACACAUGGUUUCCACUUGUUGAAAGGGAAAGCUCUCCACGAGAUGGAGGAUUACGUGGUAGCCAAGUUUAAAGAAGUCGAUGACAAUGAGCUUGGCCUCUUUGCUAUAUUCGAUGGGCAUCUCAGCCACGAGAUUCCUGACUACUUGUGCUCCCAUUUGUUUGACAACAUCUUGAAAGAGCCAAAUUUCUGGCAAGAACCUGAGAAAGCGAUCAAGAAAGCUUACUACAUAACAGACACUAAGAUUCUGGACAAAGCUUCUGACUUGGGGAAGGGUGGUUCCACUGCUGUGACUGCUAUAUUAAUCAACUGUCAGAAGUUAGUUGUUGCUAACGUUGGUGACUCUCGAGCUGUUUUUUGCAAAGGUGGUGUUGCCAAGGCACUCUCUGUUGAUCAUGAGCCAAACAUGGAGAAAGAUGAAGUAGAGAACAGAGGCGGAUUCGUUUCAAACUUUCCUGGGGACGUUCCUAGAGUUGAUGGUCAACUGGCUGUCACAAGAGCCUUUGGUGAUAAGAGUUUGAAGAUGCAUUUGAGUUCAGAACCAUAUGUUACAGUGGAGAUCAUUGGUGAUGAUGCAGAGUUUCUUAUCCUCGCAAGUGAUGGACUUUGGAAGGUCAUGUCUAACCAAGAAGCGGUUGACUCGGUUAAGGGAAUAAAAGAUGCAAAGUCUGCAGCAAAGCACCUUGCAGAAGAGGCUGUUGCAAGAAAAAGUUCAGAUGAUAUCUCAGUGGUGGUCGUGAAGUUUCAGUGAGGUCGCUUCACGGAGGGAAGAAGAGAGACCUCUGCUGAUUCCAUCGUUUCAUGUCUUACUGGCACUGAAACAAGUAAAGAAUCUUUGGGUUUGGACAGGCUAGAGAAUCACAACUUGAAACGCAGCAUUGGCGUUUCCUCCUUAAGAUGAAAUAAUCACCACUUCUUUUUUUUUUGGUAAAAUGUUAAGAUUAAUCACCACUUCUUUUUUACUCUUCUACUCUUUUUUCUAUUCCAACUGUUAACUGUGGGAAUAAAAGUUUACGGUUAAAGCUUUCUUCAUUCUCUUUUUUUUUUGGUUAAACAUUGUAACUUUUUCUUAAGUAUACAUUACAGCAGUGUA